AUGUCGCAUAAGAGUGCAUCACUACAGGUGGAUCUAGUGAAGCUUAGUCAUCUUCACCGUUCCAGAUGCCGUUUGCAGGGCUUCCGACUUUUAUCCCGACUCCUCUUUUACUCCGCUUGUCCAUUGAUCGCCGCUACACAUCAAAAUCACUGCCUAGCUAUCUAUGCGCCUCCAAUUACCGUCCUCGUUUACGUUAUAUUCAAGGAUUUAGAGUCGGCGAUGUCUAUGCCUCGACAUCUUCUCCCUAGGCUUCAGGCCCAUGACCCAGUUAUCCUCUCAUCCCCACCAUUGUAUCUCAUUCUUUAG
Messenger RNA from Protopolystoma xenopodis, 306 nucleotides. Lineage: Eukaryota; Metazoa; Platyhelminthes; Monogenea; Polystomatidea; Polystomatidae. The record is from the annotation of a GenBank genome assembly.